This is a messenger RNA of Drosophila bipectinata, 345 nucleotides long. RefSeq names its product vitelline membrane protein Vm26Ab. The record is from RefSeq and is a predicted model, not a curated record. NCBI's taxonomy places the organism in Eukaryota, Metazoa, Arthropoda, Insecta, Diptera, Drosophilidae.
UCUGGGUCUAGGAGAUAUCAGUCUAGUACUACAGAACCAACCGUUCACAACCAACUCACACAACAUGUUCAAAUACUUCGCUCUGUGCCUGUUCGCCAUUGUGGCCUGCGUGUCUGCCAAGCCUGCCGUCCUGGCCACGCCCCUCGCCUACAGCGCCUACUCCGCCCCUCUGGUCGCCGCCUCCCCCUACUCCGCUGCCUACACCGCCGCCUACACCGCUCCUGUGGCCGCUGCCUACUCCGCCUACUCGUACCCCUACGCCUCUGCCUACUCCGCCUACCCCUACGCCGCCUACUACCGUUAAUAAAGGACCGAGUACCCGAAAUUUCUGACUGCCGAAUCGUA